AUGAAUUUAAAUAGUAAACAUGAAGGAUUUAGUUCAGAUGAUUCGGUUGAUAUGAGUGAUUACAAAAUUGAAUCUUCCAAUAAACAGUCAACAAUCAGAUAUUCCAAUUCAAAAUCAUCGUCAUCAGAUGAGAGUUUGACGGAUAUGAUAAAAAAGAAAAGGCAAUAGAUCAAUAGGAAAGUGUAUGGAAAGGAAGAGUAGCAAUAACAGGAAUUAGAUGAUGCCACAUUUGAUCUCUCUGAUACUUAUAACGAUUCUAAUAAGUUCAAAAUCGGAAAUGAAUCAACACUUGAAUCAAGAAUAAAGAAAUUGGAGCAAGAAUUGAAUACUAGUGUGAAAUCCACUCUCUAGAGGAAUUACUAACAUAAUUAAUCUGCAUCAAUGACUUCAGUUGAUUCGUUCUCUGUUGAUUUUAAGCAAUUUUAAUAAUCAGACCUCAAAGUCAAUUAUUACAAUAACCGACUUGAAUCACUGAGAUCCAAAAAUUAAGAACCUGCUAUUGAAUGGAAAAAGGGACGUAAGAUAGAAGAAUUCGAUUUUGAAAUUUAAAAUCUCUAACAAGAACUCGAAUCAUUGAAAGACAGCCUUAACAAAGAGGAAAAAGAGUAAAAUAAAUAGAAGAUCAAACUCAAGCAUUAGUUAAAACAAUACACCUAAUCCAAUUCCGAGGAAGACGAAUAAGAAUAUAAUGAACGAGUAUAUGAGUUACCAGUUCAAUAAAAUCAUUAGAAAAGUAAAAAAUUGGCUUCAAGUUCAAAAAAAUCAUCUCAUCAUUCUGCCUAUGACUAAAAUCAAAAUUAGGUUCAACCUACAAACUUUAAAAAAAAGUCCAGAGCUGAAGUUGAGAUCAUUGAUGAAUUGCCUGAAUAAAACUCAAGAAGCAAAAACUAAGAAGAGAGUUCAAGUGAUUCUGAAAGUGAAAAUGAAAUAGAAGAACCACAUAAACCAUAGCAUAAAAGUCAUGCCUCCAAAAAAUAAACCUCUUUUCAAAAUUUACCCAUCUCAACAAUUGAAUUUAAAGAGAAGGAUGGAAAUGAUGUGAGUAUAGAUGUGGUUCCUUAAAAGCAUAAAUCAAAUAGUUAAGCUCCAUAAAUUUUAACUGAAAAUUAGUUUCCUAAUACUUUAAUCCUUCCAUCAAAAACCUCUUUAUAAUGUGAUGUUUCAAGAUUAUACAAACUUAAUAAGGAAGUAGAAGUUUUAUAAUAAAUAGAGAGAAUAAGGGAUAAAUUAAAAAAGUCAAUCAAUAAAAAAAUGAAUACUGAAAAAGUUGUUGAACGCUAUGAUCCAUCUUUCACAAUGCCCUCUAAAUCAAAAAUACUUAAUAAGUCUGGAAAACUACAUUGUCCUAAUUGCACUUACCUCCUUAAUAAAGGAAUGAGUUCAGCUUAUUGUCAUUGUAAUAAAUGA
Messenger RNA from Paramecium tetraurelia, 1407 nucleotides. RefSeq lists its product as uncharacterized. The record is from RefSeq and is a predicted model, not a curated record. The transcript is spliced from 6 exons. NCBI's taxonomy places the organism in Eukaryota, Ciliophora, Oligohymenophorea, Peniculida, Parameciidae.